GCAACCAAAACGCCCCCAACCCAGUUCAAAAAUCGAAUCCGCCUCUCCUCUCCUCGCAUCUCACAUUCUCUUCCUUCUCUCUCUCCUUCCUCCGCCCUCCGCUCGCCGCCGCUCCGGCAACCCUCAAUUCCCCGACUCGAACCAAGUCUUCGCCCUCUCCAAGGCCCGCCGCUCCCCCGAAACCCUCCACCCCCGUGCCGCCGGGCCCCAGAUCUCGGCGAUGGGAGCGGAUCCGGCCACCUCCUCCGCCUCACCGCAGUCCGCGCCGCCGCCGGCGUCUCCGCCACGGGAUCCGCCACGAGGCGAGGAGGAGCGCGCCGCCGUGGAGCCCGAGGACCACCGGAGCCCGAGUCGCCACGCGCUGCCCGCCGAUUCGACCCCCGCGCCGUCGUCCCCCGCGUCGCUGGCGCCGAUGCCCCAGCAGCCCAAAGUGUCGGGCGAGGACGCGGUGCCGGCCAGCGAGGAGGUGGUGGAGGAACACGCGGCGGCUGAGGAGAUCGUGGAGGAACAAGAUGCGGCGGUUGCAGGAGGAGAAGGCGAGGCUCUCCGCAGCUUCUUGGAGGAGUUCGGGGAUCAAGCAGACGACUGCCUUAUCCCGUCGCCGCGGCUGAAGGGGAUUGCAACGCCAGACCGCCCUGCCGCCCUCCGGUUCCUAGGGGACAGGUACAACAACCUGAUGGAGAAGUACAAGCAGCAGGUGGCCAAGUGUGACGAGGAGUGUGCACCCAGGUUUGAUGGCUUGAAGAAGAAGUACACGGCGGAGUGCGCAGUGAGGCGUCGUUUGUACAAUGAGCUCAUUGAGCUGAGGGGAAACAUCAGGGUGUUCUGCCGGUGCCGGCCUCUAAGUGCCGAUGAGAUAUCCCGUGGGUGCUCGUCAGUGGUUGAGGUCGAUCCGUCCCAGGAGACUGACCUUCAGUAUGCUCCCACAGAGAAAGAGAGGAAGAGCUUUAAGUUUGAUCAUGUUUUUGGACCGGCUGAUGAUCAAGAGACUGUAUUUGCUGAGAGCUUGCCAGUCGUGAGGUCAGUGAUGGAUGGUUUCAAUGUUUGCAUCUUUGCAUACGGGCAAACCGGAACUGGGAAAACCUUCACUAUGGAAGGUAUUCCAGAGAAUAGGGGUGUUAAUUACAGGGCUCUCGAAGAACUGUUCAGGAUCUCUGAGGAGAGAAGCUCAUCUGUUGCAUACACAUUUUGCGUGAGUAUACUGGAAGUCUAUAAUGAAAAAAUCAGGGACCUUCUUGAUGACAACUCUGAACAAACAUCAAAAAGGUUGGACAUAAAGCAAAGUGCUGAUGGGGCACAAGAGGUGCCUGGUUUGGUUGAAGCUCCAAUUUAUACAAUAGAUGGUGUGUGGGAGAAACUGAAAGCUGGAGCUAGAAAUAGAUCUGUUGGAUCAACCAGUGUAAAUGAACUGAGCAGCCGCUCCCAUAGCUUGGUUAGAGUCACUGUUACGAGUGAGCAUUUGGUGACUGGGGAAAAGAGCAGAAGCCACAUGUGGUUGGUUGACCUUGCUGGAAGUGAGCGCUUGGCUAAAACUGAAGUAGAAGGAGAGAGGCUGAAGGAGGCAAAGUUCAUCAACAAAUCACUCUCUGCACUGGGUGAUGUUAUUUCUGCCCUUGCCUCAAAAAAUACCCACAUCCCAUAUAGGAAUUCCAAGCUAACUCAUCUGCUCCAAAGCUCAUUAGGUGGAGAUUGCAAGACACUUAUGUUUGUGCAGAUUAGUCCAAGCUCUACAGAUUCGGGAGAAACUCUCUGCUCGCUUAAUUUUGCUAGUAGGGUUCGAGCUAUUGAACAUGGACCUGCUCGUAAACAAGUGGAUCCAGCUGAAAAUUUCAAGCUCAAGCAGAUGACUGAAAAACUCUGUCAUGAGGAAAAGGAAAAUGCUAAGUUGAACGAAAGCUUGCAACUGAUGCAGCUCAAAUAUGCUUCUCGCGAAAAUGUCUUCAGAACACUUCAGGAUAAGAUAAGGGAGACUGAGCAAGCAUGCAGAACUCAUCAGCAGCGGGUUAGAGAGCUGGAGAAUGAAUUAGCUAAUGAGAAGAAGGCUGCGAGGGAUACGGGUAGAUCCACAUCCACGAGGCCAUCAUUUGCUCCCGUAAGGCAGCAGAGACCACCACUUGCUCCUAUGAGGCAGAGACAAGCAAGCAACAACAUACAGCCACUGCCAGGCCCUUCCAGACUGAGGCUUGCUGGUAACGGAACUUCAGUUCAGAACAAAGAGAACAUCCCUGUGAUGAACAAAGCAGUUGUAGGCAAGGCUGCUGGUAAAGCACGGCGUGUAUCUUUAGUUCCUACGAUGCGACAGAUCCCUCUCCAGCCUAAGAGGCGAUCCUCGAUUGCGAUCCUACCAAGCGAGAGAGAGAGGAUCUCUGUAUUUCCUGACAAGAGGCCAAUGUCUCGACUGUCCCAUAUCCAAAUGCCAACAAGAGCACGGGCUACUUAUAAUUCAAUUCAACAAGCAGCAGCAGAACCGGCGGUUGAUGCAACUCCUGAUGUCAGAGGAAAGUUCAAAGGAUUCGAGUUUGGCAGCAGCAGUAAGUUCUCAAGCCCUCCAAUGUGGAAGUCAAGGAACAAUAUUGCAGGUUCUGGAAAUGCGAGCAAGCUAUGCUACAGUAUCCAGAAAAGAGUAGCUCUUGGUUCAUCACCUGCUCAACCACGACCUUCCUUGAUGUCUGGUGCUGGCAGCAUCUUCGAUCCAGCAGUGCGUGACCAAAUAAUGGCAGGGAGACUCGGGAAUGCGCAGCGGGUGUUCAACUCCAAGAGGAGAAUGUCUGUCCUCUAAGCGCUUGUUUUGGAACUGAAGAUGGGUAAAUGUUUGGAAUGUUCAAAUUGCUGCGGAACCGGGACAUUGCUUGGAGAAGGCCAGUGGCUGGGAGUUUGUGUUGAUAGAAGAACUUGUGUUAGGGUGAUGAUAAAUGCUCUACUUUUAGGGCUGUGUAUAAUUAUACCCUGAUGGGUUUGUUGGAUUAGCUAUUGGCAUCUGUCUGGAUGCUUUCAUUUCAUCCUAGAAGCUGCUUGCUUAUGCUACUUUUAUAAGAAAACCAGAGUACAUCACUCAAUUAUUCUAACCUGAAUCUACAUCUGAAUAGUAUUCAGUUGCAUGUUCGGUUUACAUGCUUUCA
Molecule: messenger RNA, 3119 nt
Organism: Lolium perenne
Lineage: Eukaryota; Viridiplantae; Streptophyta; Magnoliopsida; Poales; Poaceae
Product: kinesin-like protein KIN-14J
Biological process (GO): microtubule-based movement
Cellular component (GO): microtubule cytoskeleton
Molecular function (GO): microtubule binding; microtubule motor activity; ATP binding
Source: RefSeq, a predicted model, not a curated record